Molecule: messenger RNA, 880 nt
Organism: Ruditapes philippinarum (Manila clam)
Lineage: Eukaryota; Metazoa; Mollusca; Bivalvia; Venerida; Veneridae
Exons: 4
Source: RefSeq, a predicted model, not a curated record
UUGGAAUUUCAUUGGCUAAAUGGAAAGCGACUUCGUCGACCGAAACGCGAAUUUAAAAGGGUUGAAACUUGUGUUUGAUUUAAAAAAAAAGGCGACAUUAUGUAGACAAGUACUAAAUUCUUUCCAAAAAUAUUAGUAUACGUUUUUUGUGAUCGAAUAUGUUUUAUCUGAUUUCAUUUAAACAAUUACGAGUAGAAUUUCAAACAUUUUAAAGAUUUACCUUGUGCAUGAUUUUAAUACCGCAGUAUUCAAAACAUUGUAAAUGGAUUAAAGAAGACACUUUACCAAAGCUGGAGAUGGCAGAGUCUUGCAAUAAUGAGAUUUUCCGUAAAGCCAUUGUUAAGAAUUAUGUGGCAGUCAAGAAGUAUUUGCAGCCUGAUCCUAUCAUUGAUUGUGAAACAGAAUUACUCACAGUUGCAGACAGAAAGAAUAUCAAGGGUAAGGACCCAACUGAUAAGAAUGAAACGAUAUUGAAAAACGUAAGAUCCAAAGGUGCUAAUGGUUACACAGAUUUUAAAGAGCUUCUGAGAAAGACCUGUCAGACUGCCUUAUUAGAGCUGAUUGUUUGUGCAGAGAAUGGGCAGGACACAAAAGAGAUAGAGAGUCGGCUUGAGAAAACCGCAGUGUUAAGUCCAGAGUAUAUCAAACACAAAGGUGGUAAGUCAAUUGUUUUCCUUUCACAGUGUUCAGAGUUGCAUUUUUGUGACUGCAAGCCGUCGGUUAAGCCUCUCCGUGGUCGCAGGCUGUGUGCAGGGUCGCCCCAUCCUGCAUCAGAACCAUACCUCGCCCACCGACACGCAGGUGAGGAAUGGCCUCCGGAAUCAGAAUCUCCUGUUGAUAUCUCAAAAAGCGUUGAGAUUACCACGGAUGACUACGAAAG